AUGGCGUCCGCUGCGCCGCCGGCGACACCUCAGCGGCCGGUGCCUGGCAAUUUCAUCAACACUCCGGCGCCGCAACAGCAGCAGAAACGUCCAGGCCAGACAAUAUUUGGCCCUCAAGCUGAGUCGCUGAGGGAGAGAGCAGCGCCGUCACAGUCUGCGAAUGUGCCCACACAGUCGCCGAGCUCGACCAAGGAGACACUGGCACAAAAAGCAGCCAAAUCCAUCGAUUUGACGCUGCAAUGGGAGGAGCAGUUCCCGCAGCUGGAGAACUAUAUAGCUCAAGGCAUCAGUGGAGAGUAUGAGCAGCCCACAAAUCAAGCGCUACAGCCUUUCCAGGAGCAGAAGACAUAUGAGCUUCCACAGCGCGUACUGGCUCAAAUGAAUGAUGCACAGAUGGCAGUUCUGAUGGGCAUAUUUGCGCCUCUGGGGCAUGCAUGGAUUGCGCUUGACAAUUGCUUAUAUCUCUGGGACUACACUGCAGCCAAUCCCGAUAUUAUUGGAUAUGAAGAUGCUCCUCAGCCCAUCACUGCCGUACGACUCGUGCCACCAAAACCGGGUGUUUUUGUGGAAGACAUCAAGCACAUGAUUGUUGUUUGCACACAGCAUGAGAUGCUGCUGCUUGGUACUGCCAAGUCCGUCAAUGCCAAUGGCGCUCCCACUGUCAACUUGUACGACACCAAGAUGAAGAUCAAUAUUAGUGGCAUCAAUGUCACCAAUAUUGUCGCAUCCAGGAAGACUGGUCGCAUCUUCUUUUCUGGCGAGCACAGCGAUGACAUUUACGAAUUCCACUAUCAGCAGGAGGAAGGCUGGUUCAGUGGAAAAUGUCAGAGAAUCAAUCACACCUCGGGCAGCAUUGGCAGUCAGCUCACGAGCCGUAUUACCGCCGUGGGCUCACUGUUUAGUCCCGCAUCACCAUCAAAGUCUUUCAAGCAGAUAGUCAUUGACGACUCCCGGAAUCUACUGUGGACGCUGAGCAAGGCAAGCGAGAUACGAGUCUGGCACGUUAACGACCCCAACUCUCUCACGCCAGGUUUGAUGCGUCCCUUGGCUUCGCUACUUCAAAAUGCAGGCGGCCUCUUCCAAAGCAGGACAGACUUGCUCACCGGCAGAGAUGUGCAUCUUGUCUCACUCAGUGUGCUUUUGGCCGCAGAGACGACGAAGCUUGCCCUUAUGGCCUCAACCAAUACUGGAUGUCGACUCUACCUCUCCGUCACACGCGGGUACGGCUUUCAAGCAGAUGCCCAAAAUCCUCCCUCCAGCAUUCAGAUCUCCCAUAUCCGCUUUCCAGCAAGAGACCCCAACGCACCUGUCAAUCCGGCACAGUCCCGCCAAACGGCACUGGCACCAUACCAGCAACCAUCAGGCCCAUCAAGCCAAGUCGACAGUACAUCUACAUAUCUUCUAGGGAUAGAAACAGCAUAUCGCUUUCCGCCGGGCUACUGGAUGGCGUAUCAGAGAGAUCCCAACAACCCCACUCGAAAUAGAAAAGUGUUUUGCGUUGCGACCGACACCGGCCGUUUGAAAAUGCAGAGAGACGUCAACAUGACAAGCCCGUUCAUCGAAUAUGGCCAGUGGAUUCCAGUAAGCGACGAGUUGUAUGAGAUUGCGGAGCUGACGGAUCCAUUUGGCGCUACAAAGCAGCCUGUUGGCUUCGGCAACGAACUUGCAGUGCAGUUCGACCAAAGAUCUGCUGAAUUUGCCAUCGUAACGGCAUCCGGUAUCCAGACUAUACGUCGGAGACGGCUGGUCGACAUGUUUGCAUCGUUGAUGAAGUACGGCUCGAAGGACGAGGAAGGCACGGAAGGCGACAUCAAGCGAUUUAUUCGUACUUAUGGUCGGGGCGAAACAGCUGCGACUGCUCUCGCAGUUGCAUGUGGCCAGGGCGUUGACAUGGACGGCACUCGCAUCGCUACUGUUUCGGAUCCUGAAGUGCUCGAGAAGGCACGAAAGGUCUUUGUCGAAUACGGUGGCAGCCCGGAAUACAAUGCCAACGCUGUUGUCGCUGACAAUCGCGCGCCUGAAGAGGAUGUCAAACCGAGCCCGCGAUUUGAAGGUAUCUCGAUCUUCGUGGCUCGACUAGCCCGUUCGGUCUGGCGGUCCAAGAUCAUCGUUGACAACCCCAAGCCAGGAUUCAACGGGCCCAGAUUCGUGCCAGGCGUCAGCCUUGAUAAGCUCAAGGACCUCCAGCGCUAUCUGACCUCUCUCCUCGGCUUCUUAGAUCGCAAUCGCACCUUCAUCGAUGGCAUGUCUGGUCCAUCCACACUCAGCCGCGUCAAGACCCGACAAGAAGAGAUCGCCCUUCGUGGUGAGCACAGCUACAUGCACGGCAUGCUCAAUCUGAUUGAGAGCAUCAACGAAGGCAUCAGCUUCGUGGUCGUCUUAUUCGACGAGCGUAUUGAGGAUAUACUUGCACUGCUACAUGAAGAAAGCCGGAGAAGAGCGCUCGAUUUGACUUUCCAAGCUCUAUUUGUCAGUCCUGAAGGCAGAGACCUCGCAAAGGAGCUAGUGAAGGCCAUAGUCAAUCGCAACAUCUCCAACGGCAGCAAUGUCGACACUGUCGCAGAAGCACUGCGCCGAAGAUGUGGCAGCUUCUGUAGCGCUGACGAUGUUGUCAUCUUCAAGGCACAAGAGGCGAUCAAGCGAGCGACAGAGACCGGUGCUCAGAGUGAGCCUGGUCGCGCAUUGCUCAACGAGAGUCAGCGCCUAUUCCAGAAAUGCGCUGCAAGCUUAUCCGAUGAAUAUCUCAAGAGAGCUGUCGAAGACUACGUGAGUGCGGCCUUCUACGCUGGUGCCAUUCAACUCUGCUUGACAGUGGCCAACGAGAAAGACAAGGCAAAGAGAGCAUGGGCAUGGAUGAAGGAUGGCGCAUUGGACGCCGACCCGAGAAGAGACAGCGCAUAUGCACCCCGUCGGAGAGCAUAUGAGCUGAUCUUCGCCGUCAUCACUCAUCUUGAUGCAGCAACAGCCAAUGCGCCAGAACUCGAGGAGGAUGGAAAGCGUUCUCUGGCUCAGAAGAGACGGACUGAGGCAUACGACAUCAUCAACAACUCUGACGACUAUGCAUUCCUCACUGACCUCUACGACUUCUACAUCAAUAUCCAAAAUCAGCCCGACCGACUCCUUGCAAUCACAAAUCCCUUCGUCGUGGAGUACCUCCGCAAAAAGAGCUCAGAACACAGCAACGGCUCAAGGCUUUAUGCGGAUCUCCUUUGGCGAUACUUCAGCCACUAUAACGAUUACCUUCAGGCCGCCACUGUCCAGCUUGACCUUGCUCGGUGUGACAUUGACAUUCCUCUAGAUGAGCGGAUAGAGUAUCUUUCACUCGCUCGCGCAAAUGCCAGCACGAGACAGACUAUCAUCACAGAUUCGAGACAGAGCAAGCAACGGCUCCUCCGCGAAGUCUCCGACCUCCUCGACAUUGCCGAAGUCCAGCAAGAGCUUCUUGAACGCUUAAGAGCUGAGACACGCAUUCAAGACCCAGAGCGAAAGCAGCAGCUCGUCGAUGCCCUCAACGGCCAAAUCCUCCCGGUCGAACGCCUCUUCAUGGACUACGCCGAAGCCGCCAAGUACCACGACAUCUGUAUUCUCCUAUACAAAGUCGCCGAUCAUCGCAACCCCGGCGACAUCAAAGCGAGUUGGAUGCAAUUAAUCCGCGACACCAGCGCAGAAACAAUCGCAGUUCACGGCAAGAAAUUGAAGGCUUGGGAAGCCGUCGGCAUGACUGUCCACUCCCUAGGUCGCCGCCUCGGCACUUCGCCCUCCACAUUCCCCGUCAACACUCUCCUCCCUCUGCUCGAAGAAUACGCCAUCGAACCUCGCCAAGAACACCCGCCUGACACCUGGGCCAUCGACCUCAUGCUCGACCUGGAAAUCCCAGCCGAGACACUGCUUCCCGUCGUUGAAACCAUGUACUACUCCAACGCUCACCCAUGGAAUUCUGCUAGUAAGAAGCGGAAGUUGGCGGAGAAAAUGGUAUACCUUGUGCAGAGAUGGUUUGCGGAUAGUGAGAGGAGUGGUGAGAGGGCGCUGUUUGGCAGUGAGGAGAAUUUGAGUCUCGUCAUGGAGUGUUUGAAUUCGCUGGCUAGGGACAAUAGUUCGGGACAGGAAGGACGAGAAGGUGCAUUGAGGAUGUAUAGGUAG
Messenger RNA from Pseudocercospora fijiensis CIRAD86, 4140 nucleotides. RefSeq lists its product as uncharacterized. The record is from RefSeq and is a predicted model, not a curated record. The coding region runs from base 1 to 4140 and encodes 1379 amino acids. Gene Ontology annotation, cellular component: nuclear pore inner ring; nuclear pore. NCBI's taxonomy places the organism in Eukaryota, Fungi, Ascomycota, Dothideomycetes, Mycosphaerellales, Mycosphaerellaceae. The transcript is spliced from 2 exons. Gene Ontology annotation, biological process: protein localization to nuclear inner membrane; transcription-dependent tethering of RNA polymerase II gene DNA at nuclear periphery; protein import into nucleus. Gene Ontology annotation, molecular function: structural constituent of nuclear pore.